AUGACACCACACAGCAACCACAAACCAAGACCAUCACCACGUCGGGCCCAGCCGCCACGCCAGCACACGGCCAAGACGGCCAUGUCCCUCGCCGCCCUGCCCACAGACAUCCUCCUCGACAUCAUAGCCCACCUCGCCACCGCCGCCCCCGUCGCCCGCCUCGCGCAGACCUCCAAGGCGCUGCACGCCCUCGUCGCCGCCGCCGGCUGGAAGACGUUUCUCCAGCACGCCUUUCCGACGUUGCCGCUGCACCACGGCGAGGCGCAGCCGCUGCACGACGACGGCGCGCAGCCCUGGGCCGGCCUCGCGCGCGCCCUGACGGGCGGCCGGCGCGCCUGCGGGACCCGCCACGCCUACGUGCCCGUCGUGUACACGGACGCGCGGGCCGCGAGCGGCAACUUCCAUCCGACG
Molecule: messenger RNA, 411 nt
Organism: Verticillium dahliae VdLs.17
Lineage: Eukaryota; Fungi; Ascomycota; Sordariomycetes; Glomerellales; Plectosphaerellaceae
Exons: 1
Molecular function (GO): protein binding
Source: RefSeq, a predicted model, not a curated record